Messenger RNA from Aspergillus oryzae RIB40, 429 nucleotides. RefSeq lists its product as uncharacterized. Lineage: Eukaryota; Fungi; Ascomycota; Eurotiomycetes; Eurotiales; Aspergillaceae. Gene Ontology annotation, cellular component: cytosol; nuclear body; kinetochore. The transcript has 3 exons. The record is from RefSeq and is a predicted model, not a curated record. The coding region runs from base 1 to 429 and encodes 142 amino acids.
AUGUCGUCCGAUACAGAUACAGGUUUGCUAGCUUCGAACUCUUGGAAGUGGACAAGUUUGCUGAUGGCAAUACCAGGCGCAGAGUCUAGACCUACUGGUCUGCUAGAUGCAAUCAAGCGUCUUGAGGCAGUUGCUUUCGUGCCCUCUAAGCAACGUGAUACGGAUGCUGGAGAACUGGCUAAAACGAUUGCUACGCACGCGUAUGAGGGCGGUCUUUCCCAGAUCGCGCUUGAGCGUUUGGUUAAGAUUACCACGACACGCAGUCAACUUGACCAAGGUACAAUCACUACACUUAUUAAGAAUCUGUAUCCGGUGGAAAGUGUGCCGUCCAGCCUCGUCACGCAGAUUGUGGGUUGUCUCGGUCCGAACAAGAACAAACCAUCACCUGCGACACAGUCUUUACUCUUGCGAUGGCUGAUCAUGACAUGA